Messenger RNA from Klebsormidium nitens, 1253 nucleotides. Lineage: Eukaryota; Viridiplantae; Streptophyta; Klebsormidiophyceae; Klebsormidiales; Klebsormidiaceae. The record is from the annotation of a GenBank genome assembly.
AAGCGAGGCGCUGGCGCUUGCCCUGGACAAUUUGCUGGCCCCAUGGGGUGGACUUCAGUGGAGCGCUGAGCUCAUGCCCCUCACCUGAGUCUAGCUUCCCUGUUCAUACACUGAUACAGCUCGUAGAUUGAGAACUCAACAGCAAACUUGACAGCACGUCCUGGUUUCACCGUUGGUUAUCAAUCUGCAUGGCCACAAGCGUGGGCCACAAGAAUGGCCCGCCCACUGGCUCUUGCCAGCAGCAUCCUCGUAGGAGCUGUGGCGAUCACAGCAUGCCUUGUUUACAGCAUGCUGGGCAGCUGUACGCUGGAGAUUGCGCCAGCUGGCGCUUCUGGGCCCGUCCCCAUCCUUUUGGUGACGGCCCACCCUGACGAUGAGGCCAUGUUCUUUGCCCCCUCGCUGCUAGCGGUGGCGCGCGCAAACUGCUGCCGGGUAUUCAUUCUGUGCCUCUCCAAUGGGAACGCGGAUGGCCUGGGGCCCUUGCGAGCGGUAGAGCUCCUGGCAGCUGCCCCCCUGCUCGGAGUGCAACCCACCGAUGUGAGUGUGGUGGACGACCCAGGCCUGCAGGACGGCAAGAAGCAGCGCUGGGACCAGGCCACCGCACGCCAGCUCAUCAGGACAGCCAUCCAGGAACAUGGCGUUCAGAUGGUGCUCACGUUUGAUGGGGAUGGAGUUUCAGGGCACCCAAACCACAAGGCAGUACAUGAAGCAGUCAGGGCAGUGGCGCAGGAGGCUCCUGCCGCGACGCCAGUGCGUUACUGGGAGUUGUUGAGCAUGGGCGUCGUGCGCAAGUUUUUGGGCCCACUGGACGUGGCCUUCUCGAUCUUUGAAUGCCAAACGCUGCACCGGAUGGGCGGGGGCUGCUGCAUCGAGGGGGCCGCUGCAGCAAGUGCAGCCAGCAUGAGGCAACAUGCCUCACAGAACGUCUGGUUCCGGCGCUGGUUUGUGCUUCUGUCGCGAUACUCUUACAUCAAUUCUUGGCGACCAAUCAUGAUAGAGAGCGAGUCCCUAGAUAGUGAGAGCUAGGGCCAGAACGGGUCGCAAUAAACACCAUUACAAUUGCCGUACAUUCUUUAUCGCAGCACUCCAGGUAUCACUCAAAAUCAGGCAGCCAGGCUCCGUCGCCGCGCGAGCGCCGCGGUCUGGCGGCAUUUUCUCUUUGUUGAUUGACCUAGCUCGAACCUGUUGGUAAGCCUAGCGACUGUCGAUCGUUGCAAUGUGCUCAAUUAAUAUAGAGGUCCAGAUGCCAGAGC